Mercenaria mercenaria is the source of this 4262-nucleotide messenger RNA. RefSeq names its product snake venom 5'-nucleotidase-like. Bases 311 to 2032 code for a protein of 573 amino acids. The transcript is spliced from 10 exons. Gene Ontology annotation, biological process: nucleotide catabolic process. NCBI's taxonomy places the organism in Eukaryota, Metazoa, Mollusca, Bivalvia, Venerida, Veneridae. The record is from RefSeq and is a predicted model, not a curated record. Gene Ontology annotation, molecular function: hydrolase activity, acting on ester bonds; metal ion binding; nucleotide binding.
UGUGUAUGGGAGUUUUAAAGAAUUUUCCAUUAUUUGUAAACGAAAGGUUUGACAGUGUUCAAUUACUCUCAAGAAGGACGUUUUGUUUGUUCAGUGCAUAUGGUAGUUAAAGAAAAUAUUAUUUCUCAUCGUUUGAAUCGUAAAUUACUUUUCGAAAGCGUAUACUUUAAUUUCGUUUGAGCUUCGUAACCACAUUUGUGCGUACUGUUUAAUGUUGAAUGACCUUGAUUGAAUUGCGAAUAUUUACAUGUGCCUAAUAAUAAGGGGGGAAAUCUAUUAACCAAUCAUCAGUUGAGAUAUACAUUCUAAAAUGCCGACGAAGAUAUCCUCAGGAUUGUUACUGGCCACAUUCGUUCCAUUGUUUGUGCCUAUUAUUACAUCGGGAUAUGAAAUGACAAUUUUGCAUACGAACGACGUGCACGCUAGAUUUGAACAAUUUAAUAAAUACGGAUCAAAAUGUUCCGAAGGAGAUAUUACGGACGGAAAAUGCUUUGGAGGAGUGGCUAGGAGACACACGAAAAUCCAAGAAAUUCGAAGUAGUCAUGAUAACGUGCUAUUAUUGGAUGCUGGGGACCAGUUUAUGGGGACAACUUGGUUUACCGUUCAUCGUGGCAUGGCGGCGGCUUAUUUCAUGAAACAGCUAGGAUACGAUGCAAUGUGUUUGGGGAACCACGAAUUUGAUAUUGGUGUGGAUGGGCUUGAAAAAUUUCUCGACAACGUCACGUUUCCGGUUGUUAGUGCAAACACUGACGUAACGAAUGAACCACGUCUACAAGGGAAAUUUCUGAAGUCUUGGGACACGACUAUUGGUGGGGAAAAGAUUGGCAUUGUGGGAUAUAUUACGCCGGAAACUGUUCAGAUUUCAAACGGAGGUCCAACAGUUCGUUUUACUGACGUAGUGACUGCAGUUCGAGAGGAAGUGUCCCUGCUACAAAAUCGAGGGAUUAAUAAAAUCAUAGCUCUCGGACACGCCGGGUUUAGUAUGGACAAAAAGGUGGCCGCCAUUGAUGGAAUAGACCUUGUAGUCGGUGGCCAUACAAAUACGUUCCUAUACAACGGCGAGAAACCAGCAGGCGAGGAGAUAGAAGGACCCUACCCUGUUGUUGUUCACCAGCCUGGAGGAGGUAAAGGACUCGUGGUUCAAGCCUACACUAUGGGGAAAUACCUCGGCUACCUGAAACUUACAUUUGACUCCGAUGGCGUUGUAAAGAACUAUUCGGGAAUUCCAAUCCUCUUGGAUAACACAAUGAUAGAAGAUACGCAGAUUUUGCAGUAUGUUGAUGAAUGGAAGAAGCCUGUAGAUGCUCUGAGUGCACAUGUUGUCGGCUACUCUAAUGUUCUUUUAGAUGGAGAAAGGUCAUCGUGUAGACUAAAAGAAUGCAGCUUAGGUAAUCUAGUAACAGAUGCUAUAAUGUACUACCAGUUUAACUACUCCCACCCAGAAUCAAACUGGGCACCGGCAGCUAUAGCCAUUUGGAACGGCGGCGGUAUACGAUCAUCUAUUGACAAAGGUGUUGUUGUCGCGGGUGAAGUGCACAGUGUAUUACCGUUUGGAAAUGAGAUAGACCUUUUGACAGUAUCUGGUAAAAACCUUCGAGAACAGUUAGAAAUUCCAGUCUCGAACUACGAUAGGACGGAACCGCCCGGUGGCUUUCUUCAAAUGUCAGGGCUCCGAGUUGUAUACAAUCUACAGAAGCCGGUUGGACAACGAGUCGUCUCGGUAGAAGCCAGAUGUUUGCAGUGUGAUAUACCAAAAUUCUACCCUUUGAAGGACAGCGAUGAUUAUAAUAUUUUUAUUUCAACGUUUUUGGUCAAUGGCGGGGAUGGGUAUAGAUUUGAACCUUCGAGACGACAGCGUUUCAAUACACUGGAUGUGACAACCCUGAUAGAGUACUUCAAGAAACACAGUCCCGUGUUUGCACAGGUUGAAGGGAGGAUUCGCUUCCAUACAGACACCAUAACUUCAGCUGGCUCUUUACCUAUAUCUACAAUGUCCUUUAUGACUUCAGUUCUUUUUUUUUACUUCGUCUAGCAUCACAAAAUAUAUCCAGAAAUUGUUUAUAAGUGUGCCCACUAACUAUCCAUUUAAUGCAUCCAUUAUAUAAAAGAAAUAUAUAGUAAUUUGUACAAAUCUCUUUAUUUUUGCUUAAGUCGUUUACUGCUAAAUAAUGCUUGUAUAUUAUAAAAGGUUGUUAAACAGAUUUUGUUCUAGUAAUGAAUUUGUUAGAAAAAAUACCAUUUAUCGGUGCUGACUGAGCGCUUGUGCUCCCUGAGCGCUUAACUCUCCUGGUUGCUCAACGAGAUAGAGUUAUUUUAUAGUACGUAUAGAGGUUAUAAACACUAUUUGCUUAAGUAAUGAUAAUAACAUUUGUCAAAGAUUUAUAUUUCACAUUUGUUUGUCCAGCCAAAGUUCAUUAAAAAUGCAAGUUUGUAAAAUUAUUUUUUAUCUUGUUUGCAAAUCAAGACAGUUUUGAACCCCACAGGCAGUUUUAAAACGUUUUGGUUCACAUUGUAAAUGAUGAAAUACCCUGAUUCCGAUCAAAUAGAAACAAAAAAAAAAAGACUACAAACUAUAUUUAAAUAAAAAGAAACAAACAGCUUUCAAAUACAUUAAAAUUAAAGGGGGUUAGUAACAAGAAAAUAUUUUAAAAAACGACGCAUACAUAUCUAACAGGGGUCUACUGAUACAUGUAUGUAGAUUACAUAUUUAUGCCAUAAAUGUACCUCUAAAAGAAUAUGCGAAGAGUGAAAAAUGUCAUAAAAUGGUACUUAAAUGUGACUGGCCAGUUUUAAGACUAACUUACGCAUGUUGCUGUUGUUGUUUAUUGUACAUAAAUAUAAAUGUAGAAUACUGUACAAACAAAAAUGACUAAAAACUGACACAUUAAUAAAAUAUAGUACAUGUAUCUGCAUUUUCUUCGUAUUGUAUGCUCUCGGUCGGUUUCAGUUUCACUUCUUUAUUUAACAGCAUAUUGUUUAUUUCCUUCGUUUUUAUUGGAAGGCUAUUCAAGCCUCAAACAUCUUGAUAAAAGAAAGUAUGUGACAUACAACAAUGUACAUGUGGUAUAUGAAAAUUGCCAGCACUGACUAUUUACUGAAUGAGUGCAAUGUUUAGACCAGUUUAGUUUGUUUGUUUUGGGUUUAAUGCCGUUUUUCAACAGUAUUCCAGUCAUGUAACGGCGGGCAGUUAACCUAACCAGUGUUCCUGGAUUCUGUACCAGUACAAACCGGUUCUCCGCAAGUAACUGCCAACUUCCCCACAUGAAUCAGAGGUAGAGGACUAAUGAUUUCAGACACAAUGUCGUUUAUCAAAUAAUCACAAAGAACAUACGCCCAGCCCGAGGAUCGAACUCACGACCCCGCGAUCCGUAGACCGGUAGACCAACGCUCUACCUACUGAGCUAAGCGGGCGGGUUUAAAGUUAUCAUAUACAUUAGUAGGAUAAUUAUUACUACUAAGUAAAAAAGGUUGUGUCAUGGUUUAGCCUCAGUUGUUUUACCCUGUAUUCAACAUUGAGCCAACCAAGAUUACUGAAAUAUGAAACUUCAGAAGAAGUUAUACAUUCAUAACUACAAUAAAAAUAUGCAACAGAUAUUUAAUUACGUAUCAUUAGUCUAUACUACAGCAAUCAUUCAGAAUUUACUUGUUAUUUACAGAAACUAUUCCAUGUUGGUUUACUUCAUUAUUGAAAUAUUAAAGAUAAUCUAGUAAUGUCUCUUGUAAAUUGCACACAUGUCCACCAUUUAUGUUGUCAUUUCCGGUUUGCAUCGGUUAAUCUCUAUUCAAGGUCAGAUCAAACAAAUUCUUUAUUUAACAUAAAUUUUACGUCUGAACUUCAGUUGUGUAUUUAAUAAUUUUCUGUUUGUAUAUGUUAUAUGAUAAAAUGUAUAUUCUUAUUCAUCAUUACUGUAUUUGCUUAAAUGUUAAUCUCUGUUCUCACCUCAUUUGCAAUAUUUGUGUAAUCAUUUGCUUACCAUAAUGUGCCCUUCUUCAAUAGCUCAUAAAUUUUACUUAGAAAUUUUUCUGCAUUUUCUCGUUCAAGUUUUACUAAAUACUUUUAAUGUACAAACUAAUUGUUUUUCAAAAGCAUAUUGAGAACGAUAUUUUUUCACUUUUUUGUUGUUUUUGGCCCAUUUCGGACAUAGAAAUUUCGGCGAUUUGAAAGUUUGGUCUAACUUCGAUCCAGAUUUUAAUUUGUUAGAUUUUUGGCCUGAUCCCUGUUAAGGCCCAUUAACAAAAAUAAAAGUACAUGAAACCGAAAA